This is a messenger RNA of Penicillium brevicompactum, 1290 nucleotides long. RefSeq names its product copper fist DNA binding domain protein. The coding region runs from base 1 to 1290 and encodes 429 amino acids. The transcript is spliced from 3 exons. The record is from RefSeq and is a predicted model, not a curated record. Gene Ontology annotation, cellular component: nucleus. NCBI's taxonomy places the organism in Eukaryota, Fungi, Ascomycota, Eurotiomycetes, Eurotiales, Aspergillaceae. Gene Ontology annotation, biological process: positive regulation of transcription by RNA polymerase II; intracellular copper ion homeostasis; intracellular iron ion homeostasis. Gene Ontology annotation, molecular function: DNA-binding transcription factor activity, RNA polymerase II-specific; copper ion binding; RNA polymerase II cis-regulatory region sequence-specific DNA binding.
AUGCUGAUUCAAGGAGAGAAGUGGGCGUGCAGGGCCUGUGCACGAGGUCAUCGUGCAAACAGCUGCCAGCACAGCGGUAUGUCAUUCUCGGCUUCGGGUUGCCGACCACUGUUUAUGAUAAUCCUCUGCUGCAUAUCAAAAAGAAAGGGCGCCCAGUCUCACAGUGCGCGCAUUGCCGGGGCCUUCGAAAGUCUCGAUCAACCCAUGUCAAAUGUGAAUGUGGUGAUAAAGAAAAGGCGCACAGUGAGGGGGACUGCUAUGCGACGGGGGAAUAAGUUUCUAUCUGUGAGCAACGAAUUGGGGAACCCCGUAGAUCACCACCAACGUUGCUGCUGCUCUCAUGGCCAACCUUGCAAGUGCGCCUCAAAGAAAGACUAUCAUCACGAUAACGUACCCCAGGACAUACCCCAGGACAUACCCCAGGCCUGUGUCUCCAUGUCACAACCGACGAUAACGGAGCUGCGUAAGCCUCGGCUCACUCCAAUUCAGUCUGAGAGAACCCUGGCGAUAUCAAAGGCCGACCACGACGAUCCUGCACACAAGCGUAAUGAUAUGGCUCCCAACGGUGAAAUACCCAACAUCAAUUCCCGGACUCACAUCAGCCACUCGCCUUCAUACGUGGCUUGUCGCUCGCUGGACCAUCUGCUUCCGUCGGAACAAAAUGUGUCCGUCAACGACGAGAUUUCGGCGCACAUCGAGGGUAUCUCUAGAACUCAGAGUACUCCCCGCGUUAACUUCGAGAAUGACUUCAUACAUAUGGCUUCAGUACAGCCUCUCGACCAGAGCAACAAUCCGAGUUCCCCACCAAACAUGGAUCCAUGUUCCAUAUUUAGUACCGCGAGCCUUUCGCAGACUGAAAAUUUGCCCUUCAGAGGGCAACCAAACAAGCGGUUCGACAACCAAUUCGACCGCUAUCUUGCGGUCUCACAGGAACAUGAUGCACUUCUGCACCCCGCGAUUCGGAGUGCUCCUUGGAUGGAUUGGCCCACCUUCAAUGAGUCUGGUGCAAAAUCCUACUCAACUUCUUAUAGUCAGCCUCUAUCGUAUGCGAGCUUUUUUGACCCCUAUUUCGGCUUUCCUGAUCUCGCCCCCUUGUCGGACGAUAUCCCGGAAGUAGAUGAAUUUUUGCCAUUUCUCACCAUUGAUGGUGCACCCAAUAACGACGCCUACGGAUUGGCCAGCCGUAGUGACGACUCCGAAUCAGAUCCGAGUCACAUCACUCUUUUUUCCGACGGUGAUACGACCCAUGCAGCCUCUAGCAACGAGCAAUCUGAAGUCCGUCGACAUUGA